Molecule: messenger RNA, 1959 nt
Organism: Octodon degus (degu)
Lineage: Eukaryota; Metazoa; Chordata; Mammalia; Rodentia; Octodontidae
Gene: Dnajc30
Product: DnaJ heat shock protein family (Hsp40) member C30
Exons: 1
Coding region: 11-691 (226 amino acids)
Source: RefSeq, a predicted model, not a curated record
UCCUUUCAAGAUGGCAGCCGCGCGCUGUCCGAGGUAUCCGCGACUAGUUCUGUGGAGGUUGUGGCAACCUGUGAGAUGGCCACAAAAUUCGGCAGCAGGUCAGGCCUUAACAGCGAGGACUUAUACCCGGGGCAAUGGCUCAUACUCGCGCACGGCGCUAUAUGACCUGCUUGGCGUCCCUUCCACAGCCACUCAGGCGCAAAUAAAGGCGGCGUACUACCGGCAGUGUUUCCUUUACCACCCGGACCGCAACUCGGGGAGCGCAGAGGCUGCCGAGCGCUUCACGCGCAUCUCCCAGGCGUACCUGGUGUUGGGCAGUGCCAGCCUCCGUCGCAAAUACGACCGCGGACUUCUUAGCGACGAGGACCUGCGGGGCCCCGGCGUCCGACCUUCUACGACGCCCGCAGGUUCCCCUGACCCACCGCGCUCCCCGCCGGUCUCCUCUCGCGUCCGCAGCGCCGAUCGGGCAGCCCCGGACCCCGGCCGCACCUUGUUCGACUUCGACGCCUUCUACCAGGCGCACUACGGGAUGCAGCUGCAGCGUGAGCAGCGCCUGCGGGCCCGGCGAGAGGCCCUGCGCAAGCUGCAGGAGGACCGGGCCAAGAAGAGCUUCAGCUGGGACGACAGCCGCGACACCACGGUCAUCUUGCUGCUCUUCCUCAUCUUCAUCACCAUUGGCCUUCGUAUUUAGUCGGAAAGAGGGAGGGCAGGGAAGCCUCUCCAGCUGGCCCCACGUUUGCGGCCUCUGCUGUACCACUGGCCUUUUUCAAAGCUUACCUCUGCUGGGCUGUGAAGGGAUACUGCCCUCCCACCCUCCUGCCCACCCCGCGGAUGACUUGCACACACACCCCUUGGUCCAUAAAAGGAGGCAUGUGAUGCCCAGCACAGAGACCUCAGGAUGAAGUCCCAGAAGCCCAGGAGUGAAGGGUGUUCCGAAGUCUCUUGGGUGCUUGCUUUUUGAGAUUGCCUUCCUGAGUGUCACCAACUUCCUGGUCACUUGCUCCAGCUUCAUUGUAAAGCCCUGAACAAGAAUUGUGGUUCCUGCCCAUUUGUUCUGGGGUUCCUCUGUCACCUUGAAACGUGCUAUAAGGCCCGUGUUAGCUGCCAAAAGAAAAAGUCUGGGGUUGUCUGCAACUUGUCUGUCUGUGUAUUUCCCCAAGUCACUAGGAUUGAACCAGGGUGAGAAUGUGGGCUGCAGGGAAUGUGCGCCUCUCCAGGGUCAUUCGCCUCUGUUGGCAGCAGGGGGAGUGGGAGAACAAAUAAGGACUCCUCCAGUGUCCAUGUUUAUGGAGUACCUUGGAGAAGUAAUUCGUGCCACAGCAGCAGAGGAGGAAUCGUUUCUCUCUUGAGAUGUUAUGCCUUUUUUUUUUUUUUUUUUUCGGAACCAGGGAUUGAACUCAGGUCCUUGUGCUUGCCAGGAAAGCACUUAUUGCACUGAGCCAUCUCCCCGGCCCGCUGUCAUGCCUUAUUAUCCAAGGCCCUAAUCCUCAGUGAUUAUAGCAUGACGACGCUAGUAGGACCAAGUUCAUCUUGGGACAGAAAACCAGUUACCUACUCAUCCUUUCUCUACCCAUUGUUAACUAGGCAGCCAGUCCCCUCUGAAAUAGACUUGGAACUUGAGUCCUGCAGUGUGGCCCUGCUCCUGCUGAGUCCUUGAAAUAGGGCUGCCGAAAGCUGUGAGAAACUUCAGGGGUUCUGAGUGGCCAGGACUACCCCAGGAUGGAACAGGAGGCUUGCUGGCCAAAGUGGACACUAGAUUUCUUACGCAGACUUAGCUGGAGGUCUGAGGCAAGGAUGUGUGCCCAAGUCUAGUGUCUAAACAGGAAGAUGCUUUGGUAAAUGAAUACUAAUUGCUACUGUAGAUUUUCUCUGUAAGAUUCUUGUUUAAAUUGAGAUAAAGCCAGCUGGCUGCUUAGCUACAAGCCUGAGGCAGGAGGAUCCCAAGUUAAUAAGGGCCAG